Molecule: messenger RNA, 732 nt
Organism: Helobdella robusta
Lineage: Eukaryota; Metazoa; Annelida; Clitellata; Rhynchobdellida; Glossiphoniidae
Exons: 7
Coding region: 1-732 (243 amino acids)
Source: RefSeq, a predicted model, not a curated record
AUGGAAGACGAUUCUGAAGACUUUGUCAAAGAAAAUGAACACAACAACAAACAGGCCACUAACAAUUCAACUUGCUAUGUCCAAAGCAUAAUAAUACUGCAACAUGGUGGCAGAGGACUUGCCUCCUUGGGCACUCACAUUGUGCAAAAGCGAUUUUCAAAUCUUGUCCAAAACAUACCUACAAUUUAUAUUAAAAAUGUGGCGAGGGUCGUCUUGGUGUUCUCCCCUACUGCUUCUUCCGUCGACACGCUCGUCUUCGCCGAACUUGAUGUGAAAUAUCCCAAACAGUGGCGCUUCUUGAAUUUGAAAAUGCUCUGCAGAUACUUUGGACCUGUCACUAACAAUUCAACUUGCUACCACCCCAUGCAGUUUUAUGUCAGCAACGCAAAAAUUCUUCUAACAGUUGAGGCAUUCUCCAACAUCAGUCUUGAGGCGGAUCAUAAACGAAAUUUCUGGCAAAUUAGGAGGGUCAUAGAAAUUCACUCAAACACACUCAACGAAAUGUUUGAUGUAAGAAAAUUCAUUAAUCUUCUUUCAAAAGUAAACUACAAAAAAAUUCCAAAAAAAGUUGAUGAAAUUUUGCUUGACGGUUUCCGAGUGUUUGUCGAUGCUGUAAAACACAUUUCUCAACAUAGAUUGAUUCCAUUGUUCAAGCAGCUGCACAAGUUAGAUGCAAAGGAUUCAGUUGUGUUUCAUGAACUUGAAAAUGAUCUGCAGAUUGUUUGGACCUGA